AGCUGAAGGUAUAGACCUGAUGUCACUGUUUGGGUUCUUUGUCAUUACAGGAGAAAGAAGUGAAAGCAGGCCGAAACCUCAGCACAUGGAUGACAUCAACCAAAAACAUCCAGCACCAGAAAGUAAAGAUGAGCCAGCGGCGAUCCCUGUGGAAAAGACUUUUCCUGCUAUGAAGCAGAUCAGAAGAUGCAAGCGAGCCAACAGGGAGGACAGAAGCUUGAGCUGUGAUCAGUGUGGAAAGUCUUUUACUCAGAUUGGUCACUUGAAAUCACAUCAGCUGAUCCACACCGGUGUGAAACCAUUCAGCUGUGAUCAGUGUGGAAAGACCUUUACUCUGAGAUGCAACUUAAAAAAACAUCAGCUGAUCCACACCAGUGUGAAACCAUUCAGCUGUGAUCAGUGUGGAAAGACCUUUACUCAUAGAUGGAGCUUAAAAACACAUCAGUUGAUCCACACCAGUGUGAAACCAUUCAGCUGUGAUCAGUGUGGAAAGACCUUUACUCAUAGAUGGAGCUUAAAAACACAUCAGGUCGUCCACACUGGAUUUAAAGCUUUCAACUGUGAUCAGUGUGAAAAGUCUUUUACUCAGAAAGGUCACUUAAGGAGACAUUAUAUGAUCCAUGUUGGAGGUAAAUCAUUUGUCUGUGAUCAGUGUGGAAAGUCUUUUACGGAUAGAGAUCACUUAGAGAGACAUCAGGGCGUCCACAGUGAAGUUAAACCUUUCACCUGUGAUCAGUGUGGAAAUUCUUUUACUGAGAUUGAUAGGUUAAAAAGACAUCAGCUCAUCCACAGUGGAGAGAAACCAUUCAGUUGUGAUCUGUGUGGAAAGUCAUUUACUCAGAUAGGCAAUUUAAAAGUACAUCAGCUCAUCCACAGUGGAGAUAAACCUCUCACCUGUGAUCAGUGCGGAAAGGCUUUUGCUUACGUUAGUAACUUAAAAAGACAUCAGCUCAUCCACAGUGCAGCUAAACCCUUCAGCUGUGAGCAGUGUGGAAAGUCUUUUACUCACAUUGCUGCCUUAAAAUCACAUCAGCUUAUCCACUCUGGUACUAAACAAUUUGUAUGUGGUGACUGUGGAAAGGCUUAUAUUGAGAUCGAAAGGUUAAAAUCACAUCAGCUCAUCCACUCUGGAGUUACAUCA
Molecule: messenger RNA, 1141 nt
Organism: Haplochromis burtoni (Burton's mouthbrooder)
Lineage: Eukaryota; Metazoa; Chordata; Actinopteri; Cichliformes; Cichlidae
Product: gastrula zinc finger protein XlCGF8.2DB-like
Exons: 1
Source: RefSeq, a predicted model, not a curated record